Messenger RNA from Racocetra fulgida, 176 nucleotides. NCBI's taxonomy places the organism in Eukaryota, Fungi, Glomeromycota, Glomeromycetes, Diversisporales, Gigasporaceae. The record is from the annotation of a GenBank genome assembly.
UAUUGCAAAGCAAUGACACUUACGUGUCUAGUGAACCUAGUAAAAAUCUUAGCGAGAAAUUACAGGAUAAAAACUCAAAGCGAGUGAAGGCUUUUGAUCAAGAAAGAAAGGAGUGGAAUCAGGAUUUAUUACAAAAUAAUACUGAGAUCCAAAAGUUACGCACCCACGCUUUGCAG